Medioppia subpectinata is the source of this 2474-nucleotide messenger RNA. The record is from the annotation of a GenBank genome assembly. NCBI's taxonomy places the organism in Eukaryota, Metazoa, Arthropoda, Arachnida, Sarcoptiformes, Oppiidae.
UCAAUAGGAUUUGCAAACAAUAGAUUUAGAAGAUUUCAAAUUCGCCAAAACAAAGAUAACUUCUCUGCGAUUAUUGGAUGCAACGAAUCCUGAACUGCACAGCCUUUUGGCCGAUUGGACACAACUGGCCUCCAAACGAGGUCUAAAUGAGAUGAAGUCUCCCGAAAAUAUUUUGACAGAAUCGGCACUUUUAUACGACUCGGUAAAACUGUUAGCGACGGCACUACAAGACUUGGAUCAAAGCCAAUCGAUUACAAUGCCAUCAAUCAGUUGCCAAACUGAGAGCCAGUGGCAGUUCGGCAGCUCUCUCAUGAACUAUAUGCGACCGAUCACAUUCAGAGGGCUGACAGGACUCGUAGACUUCGAUCAAUUCGGCCACAGAAGCAGUUUUACGUUAGAUGUGAUGACUAUUACUGAUAACGGCCUUCAAAAGAUCGGUUACUGGAGCGGAAGCCAACCCUCACAGCCAUUGAACAUAAGUGAGGAAUGGAGAGACAAUUACUCGAUAAUGUCUUUGGCGAACCAGACGUUGACAGUGACCACUAUUAUCAACGCUCCGUACUGUAUGUUAAAGGAUUCUUCGGCCACCAAAGUAGGCAACGAUCGCUUCGAGGGCUAUAUUGUCGACGUAAUCGACGAGUUGUCAAAAAUGCUUGGAUUUAAGUAUAAAUUCAAACUCGUCGACGACAACGCCUAUGGAGUCAAGAAUGAGAGCGGAUAUUGGAAUGGACUCAUAGGUGAAAUAAUCAAUGGAAAGGCAGACAUAGCUAUAGUGGACCUAACGAUCACAUCGAAGAGAGCAGAAGCGGUCGACUUUACGCUUCCGUUUAUGAACACAGGAAUUAGCAUUUUGUUCAAAAAGCCGACAACAAAAGUGACCACUUUGUUCUCAUUCCUAUCGCCCUUUUCUAACGUCGUUUGGGUCUAUGUAUUGGCCGCUUAUGUCGGCGUCAGUUCCAUACUCUUCAUUGUGGGCCGACUUUCGCCCUACGAAUGGGAUAAUCCUCAUCCCUGUCGUCAGGAAGACUUUGUUCUCGAAAACAAUUUCAGUUUAACCAAUAGUUUCUUCUUCACCAUCGGAUCCCUUAUGCAACAGGGAUCAGACCUCACACCCAAGGCAAUGUCUACGCGAGCUAUAGCUGGCAUUUGGUAUUUCUUUACAUUAAUAAUGAUUUCUUCAUACACUGCGAAUUUGGCCGCCUUUUUGACGGUCGAGAAAGUGAUUUAUCCGAUUGAAAGCGCCGACGAGUUGUCGUUGCAGUCGACGAUAGAGUACGGAUGUCUGGCCAGUGGGUCCACCAAAUCGUUUUUUCAGGACUCAAACAUUACUACAUUUAAGCGAAUGUGGAAUUUCAUGAAGAAUCGAGACGUUUUCAUGUCUAAGAACGACGAGGGAAAGAAACGAGUUCAGAAAGGAAACUAUGCCUAUUUGAUGGAAUCGGCGUCUAUUGAAUACAUCGUCGAAAGGAAUUGCAAUUUAACACAAAUCGGAGGAUUACUUGACACUAAAGGAUAUGGAAUCGCAACGAAGAAAAAUUCGAGGCAUAGGAAUCUGUUGUCUCAGUCGAUACUAAAGCUUCAAGAGACGGGUCGACUGCAUAUGUUGAAGGAGAAGUGGUGGAAGCAGAAGAAGGGCGGCGGACAGUGUGCCGAAGACAGCAAGAAGUCAUCGUCAGUGACGGCACUCAAAAUAGAUAACGUCGGCGGAGUCUUCGUUGUCCUUUUGGGCGGACUCUCGUUGGCCUUCUUUGUGGCCAUUUGUGAAUUCAUGUGGAAAUCCAGAAAGUCUACGACAGGAUGCGAGACAAUGUGUGAAGAGAUGAUAAAUGACCUGAAGUUUUCAUUCGCGUGUCAGAGCAAGUCUAAGCCGGGAAGGAAGAAGACAUACCAAACUAAUGUCAACAACAGCUCUAACUAUAACUCAUUAUCUCAGCCACAAAUCAUUAGAGCACAACAUUUUAAUAAAAUUGAUUAUUAAUGUAUAAAAAAUCAACACUAAAUUAUAUCGAUCUCAUUGUUAUCAUAUUCAUUGACAUCUCAUUCAUAGCAUUACAUCAAAAGUAAAAAUGCGAAACAUUUGAUACAGAAUUAUAUGUUAAACAUAUUUAUAUGAAUUUAAUGUCAAUUCAUUUGUUAAUCAAAGCAAUUAUUGAGAAGCCGUUAAAAUAAGAAGUGCUCUAAAUUACCGAUCAAUUGAAAUAAAGGGACAGUCAAUGAGGUUAUCAGUUAUACUGGUUUUAUACGUUUUAUAUUAUAUACGGUAUAUUUAAUUUCCCAUCAGAUGUGCAAAUAUUCUGUAUAAACCGUAAGAUUGAAGGCCCGGAAUUGGCUGUCCCUCUGCUCAUCAACUAUGUUGUAAAUGUACUAUAAAUUUGUUAAAAAGUGUCCAUAAAUUUUAGGUCAUAAUCAAGAAAUAUGUAAAAUUAUUAAUAAAUUUAUUAAUAAAAAAUAAAUGAAAUAUUUUACUCAUAAAA